Molecule: messenger RNA, 4038 nt
Organism: Plasmopara halstedii
Lineage: Eukaryota; Oomycota; Peronosporomycetes; Peronosporales; Peronosporaceae
Product: myosin-like protein
Exons: 4
Coding region: 1-4038 (1345 amino acids)
Biological process (GO): actin filament organization; vesicle transport along actin filament
Cellular component (GO): actin cytoskeleton; myosin complex; vesicle
Molecular function (GO): actin filament binding; microfilament motor activity; ATP binding
Source: RefSeq, a predicted model, not a curated record
AUGCAGGUUUACGUGCGUCUGCACGAUACCAUCGAUGCCUACGAGUGGACACGUGGAGUCAUUUUACGUCGCCUAGAGACCGACACCUCUAAAGUCCUCGUGCAGCUUCAAGACAGCAACGUCACGGUUGAAGUAGAUGAGGCUCAAGAUAUUCGCGUCAUAAAUGAGCUGACGGGAUCUCAAACACUUGCAGAUGUAGAAGACUUGGACACACUUGCACACUUACACGAGCCCGCAUUUGUCGACUAUUUGGCUCAGCGUUACGGCGUUGACCAGGUCUACUGUAAGUCCGGGGCCGUGCUCAUCGCUGUAAAUCCUUUUAAGGACAUUGUGGGACUUUACGACUUGCAAAAUUUUCACAAGCAAAUACUUAAUUCCACUGCACUGCCGCCACAUGUAUUUUCAAUAGCCGAAAGAGCUUACCGCUCGUUGCGUCGAGCACUGAACGAGCCAGAGGAGAACAAGAAAAAUCAGACAAUUCUUGUGAGUGGAGAAAGCGGAGCAGGUAAGACGGAAACUACCAAGUUUAUCAUGAAAUAUUUAGCUCAAAGUGGUAGAGUGACGACUGAAAACCGUGACAAGAGCAAGCGUGCAAUCAGCAGCAGUGAACUUAUGAGUGCAAAUCCAAUUUUGGAGUCAUUUGGCAACGCCAGGACCUUGCGUAAUAAUAAUAGUAGUCGCUUUGGAAAGUUUGUGCGAAUGUUUUUCGAAAAACACGGACUGAAAACAUCGUUAGAAAUAGUAGGAACCUCAGUGGAGACGUAUCUCUUGGAAAAAGUGCGUGUAGUGCAUCAGCAGGAUGGGGAACGAAACUUUCACGUAUUUUAUGAACUGCUAGCAGGUGCAAAUGAAGAAAUGAAGAGAGCAUUAAAGCUGGAAAAUCUAUCGGCUAAUUCAUUCCAGUAUAUCAACGGUGGACGAUGCUUUCAAAGAACUGAUGGUGUUCGUGAUGAAAAGCAGUUUCAAUUGAUGUUGCAGUCCAUGAAAGUAUUAGGCUUCACGGACGUUGAGCAAGAAGCAAUCUGGAAAAUCUUGAGCGCAUUACUACAUCUUGGCAACGUCCUUUUUGUAUCGUCGGAAGAAGAGAAAAGGAUAGAUGAGCAAGGUAGUGAGUCGGCACCCUGUCGAUUGGCAUCAAGAUCGCCAUCUUCGCUUUCGGCACAAACGCAUCUGAAUAUUGUUUCAAAUCUUUUUGCCAUAGAUCAGCAGGAGCUGAAAUCAGCUCUGACUAAACGCAGAAUUUGUGUCGGUGGUGAAGUUUUUCAUUCGAAUUUGAGCCUUCUUCAAUGUGGAGAAACCCGAGACGCCAUGGCUCGCUCAUUGUAUGCAUUUGUAUUCAACUUCCUGGUCUCGAAACUUAAUUCAGCGUCACCAAAAUUUCAGCAGUUUACGACUUUGACAAGCAAGCCAGGUAAUAAAGAGAUUGCACCAUGCAUUGCCGUUCUCGAUAUCUUCGGGUUUGAAGAGUUUGACGUGAAUCAGUUUGAGCAAUUUUGCAUUAAUUAUGCGAAUGAAAAGUUGCAAUAUCAAUUUAUCCAGGAUAUUCUCUUGACCGAGCAGCAGGCGCACAUUGACGAAGGUAUCAAAUGGAGAGCUGUGGAUUACGAAGAUAAUUUGAUGUGUCUGGAAAUGGUCGAACAUCGUACCUGUGGCAUUUUUUCUCUUUUGGACGAGGAAUGUGUUGUUCCGAAAGGAAGUGACACGGGUUUUGCUCGAAAGUUAUAUCAACGAUUGCAAGAUCACUGCAAUUUUAGCGCCACAAAAACAGAUCAAGCUGACUUUGCGUUUCAUGUUCAUCACUAUGCGGGUGCUGUUCGCUACCAAGCAGAAGGAUUUUGUGAGAAGAACAAGGAUCAGCCUAAUGCUGAACUAUUAGACAUUCUGAGUCAAACGAGUAACUUGUAUUUGCGUGAGCUGUUUGAGUUCUUUAAAUCGAGCGAAUCAGCAGAGUUGCAAAUUGGGCCACCGAAGCUAAGACGGCGAUCUUCCGUGCUAAGUUCUGCUGGUAUUGGCUCACAAUUUAAGCAGCAGCUAGCUGGUCUUAUGGAAGUUGUGCAACAGACUCAGACACAUUAUAUUCGCUGCAUCAAGCCAAAUGAUGUUGGUGCAAGUGAUGAAUUCGACAGAACGAAGGUGUCGAGUCAAUUACGUUACGGCGGGGUUUUAAAAGCCGUAGAGAUUCUGCGCCAAUCCUUUCCAGUUCGUAUGAGCCAUGCUGACUUCGUGAAACAGUACCGCGUAUUGGCGUCGACAAAUUCUGGCUUAAAGGCCAAGGUCGCAUUAGAUUGUACGGCUGGAGAUCUGAUCGAAGCACUUGACAUCGACCAGACAGAGCUUGGUAAAACUCGAGUAUUCUUGCGUCAGCAGGCCUUUGACCGACUUGAAAAACGACGCGAACAUGUAAUCGCAAAAUCUGUCAUGAGACUACAAAGUUUGUGGCGGGGCAGACAGCAGCGUCGGAUAUACAUCAGGCAAAUUCACUCACUUGAAAGUAUCCAGGUACGCUGGAAAGCCAUCUUGCGAGAGAAACGACGUGUCGCUCGACGAAAUAAAGCAGCAAUUGUGGUGCAAUAUUCAGUACGAUGCUGGAUCCAAGCGACUAAACGCCAUCGUGACCGAAGCGCAGCUCUGAUUCAGUCUGUUUUCCUAAAGUGGCACCAAGCUCGGGUCGCACUGUCGAGAACGACACCUGCUCGAAGUGCAAGACAAGACGACAAGUCUGAAGACUUAGUCGGCUACAGUGGUCGCGAAAGUGAAUUGACGAUUGAAACUCUGGAAAAUGAUGCGCUUUCUACCGCUACAGCUUCAGUCGGAACAAGCGCAUACUCAGAUGAUCUUGAGCUUUCACCUUUAGAUGCCGUUCGACACCGUAGACGAAUAGAUGAUGUGGUGGAUGGGUUAAAUGAUGGAGAUGUGAUGCUGAAAAAAGCAUUACGGGAGGUUGAGCGGCUUCGUCGUAGAGCAGAAGCUGCUGAAGCUGCGCUCUCACAUUUAGCAGGUCGAAGUGUCGAUCCAAAUUCUGACAGAACAUUGUCUAUGGUUUCAACCAGAGCUACGUCGCAUGGCAAUAGCACAUUGGAUACUUUUUUGGACAACCAUGGUGCAAAUAACAGCAGCAACAUUUUGUGGCGUCAAAUGAAUACCUUAAAUUUCAGGAUUGAUCGAUACGGUAACACCGUGCUGCACCAGGCUGUGGAUAAAGGUAACGUCGAGCUUGUUUGCGCGCUUCUCAUUAAUGAGGUUAGCGGUGCACUUGAGAUGCUGCAACAAGCCGAGACGCUGUACGGGUUCUCUCCAUUGCAGCUCGCGGUUCGAAGUGGCAAUCUAGAGAUGGUAAGUCUUUUCUUUCGUCCGGAAGUACUUCCACGCCUCGACUUAAAUUUCUCGGAUCGGGAGGGAAAUACAGCGUUGCACGUGGCCACUCAGCUAGAGGUUACUUUAGCAUCGCGCGUGCUUGAGUUGCUACUGUCCUUUGGUGCUGACGCAAACAAAGCAAAUUUUGUAAAGCAAACGCCAUUGCACCUCUGUUCGAUGAUCAAGCGUAGUGGCUCAGCAACGUGCGAGAUCAUGGAGACCCUCUUACGGCACAAAGCGGACCCGCGUAAAGUUGACUUCCUCAAGCGCUCACCUCUGCAUUAUUGUAUGGAAAAAGAAAUGGAGAAUGAGGCUGUGCUUUUGAUGAAGUAUGGAGCGGACAUGAAUUUACCCGAUGUAGAAGGUGUGCGAGUCGUGACGAAUCCUAAAGCUACAAGGCUCUUGCGAUACCUUUGUGUGACGCCAUCUUGGAUUCCAGACAGUGACGUAAUUGACUGCAUGGUCUAUCGGUUCACAGGACCUGAGGCCGCUGCUGACAAUGCUGAUGAAGAGGACGACUUACCAGUGCUAUCAGACCCAGCCCAGGAUGAGAACGAUGGCGGUUCACAACCAGACGAUAUGGUUGGUGAGGAGGACGAGAACAGUGUUGCGUUGACAUCGAAGAAGGCCUUAGAGCUUUUGGAGAAAGAUGGGCUGCUGCCCGGGCGCCCCCGACAACUUUAA